Molecule: messenger RNA, 2260 nt
Organism: Zerene cesonia (dogface butterfly)
Lineage: Eukaryota; Metazoa; Arthropoda; Insecta; Lepidoptera; Pieridae
Gene: OstDelta
Product: dolichyl-diphosphooligosaccharide--protein glycosyltransferase subunit 2
Exons: 10
Coding region: 149-2029 (626 amino acids)
Biological process (GO): protein N-linked glycosylation
Cellular component (GO): oligosaccharyltransferase complex; membrane
Source: RefSeq, a predicted model, not a curated record
AAUGCUACGUCGUCAUUUUACGUCAAAUUGCGAAGGUGGUACCGGCAGCAUUUAUUGAUAUGAAGAAUAUAUAAACUGAGAUUAAUUAGUUACAUUGAAUAAAUAGAUAAAUAAUAAAUCAAGCCUAUUAUUAUUCUGAUAUAAAAAUAUGUUUAUUAGGGAAUUGUCGGUGUUAUUAUGCACCAUAGUAUUAUGCAGUGCAAUACUACAAGGUACAAUAGACGUGAAGCGGUUACAAGGUAUUCUUGAAGAAGGCAUUAAAAGCAAAGAAUUGAGCUCAGUAUACUAUUCUCUUAGAGGUUUAAAGCUACUGAAUGCUAAGAUUCCUGAUAUUUGUCAGAAUUUAAAAUCGGCCAAAUAUGACCCCAAGAAUAUUGAACAAGUUUUCUACCUUACAAAUGCUGCAGACUUAUCUGGCUGCCAAAACUUCCUCACACCAAAUGUGUUAAGUGGUCCAUCGCAGAUAUUGGACAAGAAGGAUCCCACUCUUGCUGAGUUGUAUCAUGCUGUAUACUCUAUGAAAGUAUAUAACAAAGCUACCAUCUAUGAUAAGGAAGAGGCAUUGAAAAAUCUUAUACAACUAUUGAAAAAGGAUGAUACACCCUUGAACUACGGCUAUGUAUUUGCUCUAUGUGAACACAUGGGCUGUGGCGCCUGGACAGCUCAGCAUUCUGAAGGCAUCCUGCUGUCAGCAGACGAGAGUGACGGAAAGGCUCUGCAGUUUGAGGGAGGCUUGCCUGUCACAUCCUUCUUGCUGACCACCAUUUUGAGGACAUUCAAGUCACUCAAGAAGUCAUCUCCGCUGUCGGACGAGCAGCGUCACAAGUUUGCAGCGUACCUGGUGUCGCGGCGCUCCGCUACCACGCCGCGCGCUGCUGCGCUGCUGCUGGAGGCCGCGUAUGCCAUCGCUGAUGAUCAGCCAACUCCAAUCAGUGUGUCCUUCAAGGACAGAAAGUACAUCACAUCAGAAGUGGACACCAUAGAGUUCUCCGUUACCGAUCUGAUCGCGAGACCAAUCCCCUACCUUAAGCCCGAGGAAGUCGUCGCGCAAUCCGGAACCAGGCUCGCUGAUGACGUAGUUGUUCUGUCCAAACAACCACUCACACAGAAACCCAACGAUCCAACGACUUUCGUCCUAAACCUCAGCAAGAUCAAGACUCAAUAUGGCAUGUACAAGAUCUCCCUCGCGACUGGAUCCAAGUCGGCUAACUUUAUCGUAGCGGUACUGGGAGAAAUUCAAGUGAGCAGCUUGGAAGUUGGUAUUGGUGAUGUGGACGGGACAACAAGCCCGAAGAUUACAACUCUAACAUACCCCAAUAAAUUGACUGAUGUGCUGCAGGCUGACCAUUUACAGAAAGUAUCGCUGAAGUUCACGAUAAAAGACAAGUGGGGCAAGCCGGUGGUCGUGCAGCAAGCGUUCGUGAGAAUCGCGCCCGUGUCCGACGCCACGGAGGCGCUGUUCGUCGCUGAGCCGGACAACGCCAAGGCGUACAAAGUGGAUCUGAGCGUGGGCGCGCUCGCGAAGCACGUGGGCGGGCGGUCGGGCGCGCACGCGCUCAGCGUGCUGGCGGGCGACAGCGCCGCCGCCGCGCCGCUGCUGUGGGACCUCGGCACCAUCGCCUUCAGCUUCGGCAAGGACUCCGCUCUCGAACGCGCGGGCGAGGGCGGCGCGGGGGGCGCGGGCGGCGCGGGGCGGGCGGCGCAGCCCGAGCUGGCGCACACGUUCCGCGCGCCAGACGCGCGCCCGCCGCGGCUCGUGUCGGACGUGUUCGCGUGCGCGUGCGCCGCACCGCUGCUGCUGCUGCUCGUUCUGUGGGCGAGACUGGGGCUCAACUUUGGAAACUUCCCCGUUACACCGGCAGCGCUCUUCUUCCAUUUAGCGUUGGGAGGAUCGCUCGGUCUGUACGCGCUGUUCUGGCUGCAGCUGUCGAUGUUCGCGACGCUGCGCUACCUGCUGCCGCUGGGCGCGCUCACGUUCCUAUCGGGCCACCGCCUGCUGCGCCGCCUCGCGGACAAGAAGCGCAACUAGCGAUUAGUGUACAUGUAGCUUAAUAAAUUAUAAACGUGUCUAUGGUGUUUUAAUCUGUGGUUUCCGUUUUCCUUUUUUGAAUUGAUUAUGUUAUAACAGGGUUAGAUUAUAUGCAAUUUUGUGGCAAUGUUGGUCUGAUCUCGUGAUUGAGAGUGUAGGAUGGUGUAUUUUAUUUGUUUCCAGUUAUUAUAUUUGUACAUUUUGUGAAAUCAAAACAAAAAAAAAUCAAGU